This is a messenger RNA of Betta splendens (Siamese fighting fish), 1657 nucleotides long. It is a transcript of the gene mdh1b, whose product is annotated as malate dehydrogenase 1B, NAD (soluble). Gene Ontology annotation, molecular function: L-malate dehydrogenase (NAD+) activity. Gene Ontology annotation, biological process: oxaloacetate metabolic process; malate metabolic process; tricarboxylic acid cycle. The transcript is spliced from 10 exons. NCBI's taxonomy places the organism in Eukaryota, Metazoa, Chordata, Actinopteri, Anabantiformes, Osphronemidae. The coding region runs from base 135 to 1556 and encodes 473 amino acids. The record is from RefSeq and is a predicted model, not a curated record.
UUUGGUAUUUUUAUUAAGGUCAACCCUGACCUUUUAAUGACACAUAUUGUUAUUUUUCUUGUGUUUUCUACACGGGAUCAAAUAAGCGUAACAACCUCGGUCUCCUAGCAACAAACGUUAUUGUGCCAGAAACAAUGGCAAAAUUUGUGCUUGCAGGAAAAGCCGACUGCCCUUAUUAUGCCAAAGCGGAACUGUUAGCAGACGCGCUGCAGCUCUCUCUGCCAAACUUCAAGAUCCGUAAAAUAUGCAUCCUCCCAGAUGAAUGGAAGAAAUGGCUGGAGGCCACUUGCGUAUUAAAUGGCUGGAAACACGACAAGUCCCCAUUGAUUUGGAGAGAGCUGUUGGAACAAGGGGGGAAAAGGAUGCUCAUAGGUGGCUUUAGCGACUUCCUUGAGCACUGUCAGGAGUAUUACAGCAUCACAUCAGACAUGCCUACAGAAACCAUGUUAAGCGUUUCAGCUGAAAACCUCGAGACCAGGGUGAACUUCAUCAAGGAGCAGCAGCAGCACCAUAAUAGUCACAUCAACGCCCUUCACAUAUGGAUCAGUGGUGCUCUCAACCCAACCUGCCACAUUUUAAUCCCCAAUCUGCUCUCUGCUGAGGUGUUUCCUCACACUGCGAUUAUCCUCCACAUGCUGGAGGUGGAGGGGGAUGAGGAGGAACUGAAGGGGCUGAAGAUGGAGACAGAGGAUUUGGCUCUCCCUCUGCUACAUCACGUGACCAUUCACACAGAUCUGGAGCUAGCCUUCCUAGAAGCAGAUGUCAUCCUCCUGCUGGAUGAGUGGUGUGAUGGCAAGGACGCAGAGGACGAGUGCCACGGGGAGAGGAAAUUAAACAAAAUGAAAGAGUGUUAUAAAGAGUACGGAGAACUGAUCGAUACAAGAGCCAAGAAGGAUGUGAAGGUGAUUGUGGCCGGUGACUCAUUUGUCAAUUUAAAGUGCUCGCUUCUUGUGGAGAAGGCGCAUCUCACUGACAGUCGCCGGUUUGUCACCAUGGCAACUCAGCUGGAGAAUAUGGCCAGGGCGAUACUUGCAAAGAAGCUGAAAGUGAGAGCAUCAGAUGUAAAGGACGUGAUUGUGUGGGGGAACAUCAGUGGCACUUUCUAUGCAGACCUGCAGAGGGCGAAGGUUUUCAACUAUAAUGGGCCAAUCAAAGGGCCAUCAUUCUUCAGCCAGUCAGUUUUAAAGAUUCUCCAUGACAGGAAAUGGUUGGGAACCGACUUCCAAGACCUGGUCCGCUGUCAGCGUGCAGCUGUUGCUUCCAAACUGUCCCACACAGCUGCCAUGUCUACAGCCAACGGGAUCCUCACUAUCCUAAAAGCUUGGAACGGCACCUGCAGUCCAGAUGACAUCUUCUCUGUGGGAGUGCUCUGCCCAGGCUACUACGAUCUCCCAGAUGGCAUCAUCUUCUCAGUUCCAGUAACUUUCACACAUGGUAAAUGGUCGACACUGCUCGAUGUGACUGUUGGAGAUGGACUGAAGGAGAGACUUCAGCUUUCUGCUUCUGAAAUCUUGCAGGAAAGAAGAGCAGAUGACAUUACUAUUACCAACAGAUAAAACAGAUGACAAGAUGAGUUUACAGAUGGCACGGCCCUGUCCAGUUAAAGACUUUAAAUCAAUAAAGAGGUAAUUGAGAUAAAUGUCAAGCACACACCUUC